Messenger RNA from Cryptotermes secundus, 284 nucleotides. RefSeq names its product putative protein TPRXL. Lineage: Eukaryota; Metazoa; Arthropoda; Insecta; Blattodea; Kalotermitidae. The transcript has 2 exons. The record is from RefSeq and is a predicted model, not a curated record. The annotation marks the transcript as partial.
UCGACAUCGUCAUCGCCAUCGUCAUCGUCAUCAUCGUCGUCAUCAUCGUCAUCAAUAUCAUCAUCUUUAUCGUCAUCGCCAUCGCCAUUGCCAUCACCAUCGCCAUCGCUAUCGUCAUCGUCAUCUUCAUUGUCUUCGUCAUCGUCAUCGUCAUCGACAUCUUCAUCGUCAUCGUCAUCGUCGUCAUCAUCAUCAUCAUCGUCAUCGCCAUCGCCAUCGCCAUCGCUAUCUCCAUCGCCAUCGCCAUCGUCAUCGCUAUCGUCAUUGUCAUUGUCAUCGUCAUC